AAUUUAAAUUUUAAACAUAAACAGGUAAUUGUGAAUAUAUUUUAAUAGAAGCUAUACAUAUUUGAUGAUGUUAUACCUGUCUCUGCUGCUACCAAAAGGCACUCUGCAUCUCAUAACAAGGUGAGUGGUUUUAUCGAUGAUAUUUGUUUGGAAUAUUUAUUGAAUUUGAGUAAUUGUUGAAUUUGUUGUAUGAUUGUUAUAUUGUGCUGCUUAGACUUUUUUACAUAAUUAUUCAUGUAAGUUUCAUGUUUAAAAAAAUAGACUAAUAAUAAUGUCUUCCUAACUGACUUGACAAAAAAAACAUUUUUUAUAUUUGUGUGCAAACUACUAUAGUUUUAAAAAUCAGCUGUUAAGGAUUUCGUAUGGGUAAUGACUUUUCAAGAUUUUGAAUCAUAUUCACCCAAAAGGAUUUUGAAUCAGAUUUGUUGGGUGAACCAAUUUUGCAGUCGUUGACUGGUUUUCAUUAGGACAUCUUCUUACUUGCCGGCACAUUCAGAUUUUUAAAAUUUCACGAACUGUAACACUUAAAUCCCAAUAUGUAUAGGUUAAUAUUGAUUCGAUAUUUCACAAUUGAUACUAUUAAAUAA
This is a messenger RNA of Camellia sinensis, 587 nucleotides long. The record is from RefSeq and is a predicted model, not a curated record. Lineage: Eukaryota; Viridiplantae; Streptophyta; Magnoliopsida; Ericales; Theaceae.